This is a messenger RNA of Myripristis murdjan (pinecone soldierfish), 3623 nucleotides long. RefSeq names its product MARVEL domain containing 2b (gene marveld2b). NCBI's taxonomy places the organism in Eukaryota, Metazoa, Chordata, Actinopteri, Holocentriformes, Holocentridae. The record is from RefSeq and is a predicted model, not a curated record. The transcript is spliced from 7 exons. Gene Ontology annotation, biological process: bicellular tight junction assembly. The coding region runs from base 171 to 1976 and encodes 601 amino acids. Gene Ontology annotation, cellular component: cytoplasmic vesicle; bicellular tight junction; apical plasma membrane.
GGCAGCGGGGAUCUCAGAUCAGUGUGUCUUUGCCGUUUUGGCACAGUUAACAAUGCGUUUCAGUAUUAAACUGACGUGGGAUCAGCCUGAGUGUGUCUCAGGCUGAAGGGAGGGGAUGUUGUCACCUGUUUGACUCACAGACACAGCCAGAGAAUCAGCUACAGUCCCCAAUGUCUGCAGGAGGACGUGAUUCUGCCACCCGCUUCGACCGGGUGCGGGAGAUGCCCCUCUACGACGAGGUCCCCGUGGGUUCUUUAUGGCGGGACCAGGAUCCUCCACGGCCCAUGGGUGCGCUACAUGGAACAGACCUGGCGGUUAGCUCAGACCCCCUGCCCCCUCCUCCUCUCCCUGAACAGCCUGCUGUGGGGCCUGACUUCUUCUACCCGCCCAGCGAUGAGGAGCAGCUCGACGCCGACCGCGACGCCAUGGACAUCAAGCCCGUCCACCGCUUCAUCCCGGACUCCGUCAAGAACUUCUUCCGCAGAAACAGCAGCAACCGUGGCAGCAAGGGCUGGUCCCUCCCGCCGCCUCCACCCCCGCCACCACCCCCUGACUCACCCACCCCCUCAUCCAAAACCAACAACCACACAACAGCAGGGGUACCCUGUUCGCCUCCUCACUCUCCCCCGCCGUCCCCUUCCGUGCCUGGCUCCUACCUUGACCCCUACGGUGGCUCUGGUGGCAGCUACAACUCUCAGAAGGAGCGCGAUGGGCUGCUGCUCGGCGCCGAAGCCCUUGAUUCGGCGUCUGCGGUGCCCACCAACCUAUCAGCCCGGACCUACCAGGAGCGGGUGGAGGAGUACCACCAGCGCUACGCCUACAUGAAGUCCUGGGCUGGUCUGCUGAGGAUCCUGGGUUGCGUGGAGCUGCUUCUGGGAGCUGCAGUGUUUGCCUGCGUUUGCGCAUAUGUGCACAAGGACAACGAAUGGUUCAACAUGUUUGGGUACUCCCAGCCACAGCUUUACGGUGGGCUAGGCGGUGGGGCGGCAGCGUAUGGAUACGGAGGAUCUCCCUACACGGGCCCCAAGACGACUUUUGUGCUGGUGGUGGUUGGUCUUGCAUUGACGGUGACCGUAAUGAUUUUAGUUCUUGGGAUGACCAUGUGGUACCGCACCAUCCUGCUAGACUCCUCCUGGUGGCCCCUCACAGAGUUUACGAUAAACCUUGCCCUGGCAGUGCUGUACUUAGCAGCGGGGAUAAUGUAUGUGAGAGACACCACCCGUGGGGGGAUGUGCAGCAACCCGGUGUUCAAUAACGGCGUCUACGGGGCGUUCUGCCGCACCGAGCCGGGCCAGACGGCAGCCAUCAUCUUCCUCUUCCUCACCUUGAUUAUUUACCUGAUUGGUGCAGGGGUGUGUCUGAAGUUGUGGAGGCAUGAAGCAGCGAGGCUCAGGAGGGAAGCGCUUGAACAGGAGAUGAAAACUAUUGGAUCAUCAGUACCUCUGUCCGUGCUGGGUUCAAGCUCCAGGACCUCGGAGCAGACGCCUCUACCGACCAUCAAGCCAGACAUUAUGGACGGCCAGGCCAACUCUCCAGCCUAUCCCCUAAUGACAGUAGAGCCAGAGAUCCUCAGAGGCCAUAUACCAGCUGGACACAUCCCCAAACCUGUCGUCAUCGCUGAUUAUGUGGCGAAGUACCCUACCAUCCGGUCAGAGGAGGAAAGGGAGCAGUACAAGGCUGUGUUCAAUGACCAGUAUGCUGAGUACAAAGAGCUGCAUGCUGAGGUCCAGGCAUUGGCCAAGAAGUUUGAGGAGAUGGAUGAGAUGAUGCGUAACCUGCCCCCCCGCCCUUCUAGUCAAUUGGAGAAGGAGCGGAUCAGUAGCAUUUUGCAGGAGUAUCAGAGGAAGAAAGCUGAUCCAACAUAUGUGGAAAAAAGGGAGAGGUGUGAGUACCUGAAGAACAAACUUUCUCAUAUCAAGCAGAAGAUCCAAGAAUACAACAAGGUCAUGGACUGGAAUGAUGGCUUCAACAACUAAACACUGCCCUGAACACAUUCUGCCCUUAUUUACACCACUGGUAUCAGUAUCUGGAUAGUGAAAAACACAAAUGCAGUGUUAAUUCAUACAGCAAGCAUUGCAGUGAGAAUUUAAUGGGAAUGUGAUUACUAUGUUUAGAAACAACAUCACAUCAUUGUAGGUGAACACUGCCAUUGUGGAAAGAAACCCAUCAUUGCAGGUAGAUAUACCAGCCAUGAGAAAUGAAUUUUACCAGAAUCUAUACAAAACAGAAACCACAGCUAGGAAUCAUUGUGGUACGAAGAGACAUUAUCACUUUUUCUUGUUACAUGUAUAGAAACGUCAUGGCCAUGGGUAGAACAGGGCAUGCGUGUGUAGAAGCAUCAACGCCAUAGUAGGUAGAGACAUUGUCGGUGUAGGUAGGAACAUCAUUCAUCAUUUAUUCAUUCGUCAGAAACUUUAUCGUUGUGGUAAGAAACGCCAUCACCAUGGAUAGAAGCAUCAUCACCACGGUUAGAAACGCCAUCACCAUGGAUAGAAGCAUCAUCACCACGGUUAGAAACGCCAUCACCAUUGGUAGAAGCGUCAUCACUAGGGGUCGAGACGUCGUGGCCAUGGUUAGAAACAUUGUCAUUGUGGGUAGAAAUGUCAUGGCCAUGGGUAUAGAAGUGUCAUGACCAUCGGUAGAAGCAUCAUCAAAAGGGGUAGACGUCGUCACCAUGGUUAUAAACAUUGUCAUUGUGGGUAGAAGCAUCAUGACCAUGAGUAGGAGCGUUAUCACCUUGGGUAGCAACAUCGUCAGUGUUGGUAGAAGCAUCAUUUCCACGGGUAGAAGCAUCAUUGCCAUGGGUAGAAAUGUUACCACCAUGGCUAGAAACAUUGCAGAAUGGGUGGAAAUGCCAUCCCCGUGGAUGGAAGAGUCAUUGCUAUGGGUAGAAAUGCCAUCAGCAUGGGUAGAAACACUGCAAAAGUCAUCAUUGCAAAUAGAAAUAUUAAAACAUCAUCACUCCAGGUAAAACCAACUGACUAGACACUGUCUGACUUGCACAGAAAAAAACAAACAAUCUGCAAAAUGCAAAUGAUUUUAGCUCCUGCUUGCCCUUACCAUGUAAUGUGAUGAAUUUCUAUGAGCAGCUCACAUCUUAGCAGACAACCAUUACUCUAGAUGUUCAAAGCUGGUCUGAGUUUGGUUUUGGGGUCAGUUAGGAUUUACUUCCAUGUAUGUGCCAUGUAUGGAUUUUUUUUAUAUUGUUCAGCUACUUGGCAUACUGCUUGACAGAGGUGAUGAUUUUUAGAAUUUUGAUCAAUUAAAUUUUAUAAUUUAAUUACUUUAGUUCUUUAGCCAUCAUUAAGACGGAGUUUAUAUGAAGUUUCACUGAAAGACCUCUAGAGUAGAACACAUUCACCAUAAUAUUCACCAUAACAUUUAAAUUAGAAUUCAGUUUGAUAUCACAGAUGGUGUUAAUGUUCAUCAGUAGUCACUCUGUUUGAAGGUCUUUUAUACAGUAUAUGUAUGUAAAUAUAUAUAUUUUCAUGUUCAUAUUUUUUUCUUUUUUAUUAUGUGUGUGAAUUCAUUGAAUUUGCCUUUGCUGUACAAUAUUGAAACGUUUUUUGGAUACUUUUGUUUUGCCUUUUUGUCGCCAACAUAAAUUUUCAACUACAAAUUUA